AUGACAUUUACAACGGUUCAUACAAAAAAUGGAAGUAAUGUAUCCCUCGUAUCAGCAUCUGUUCUUGCCAAACAAAUUUUGUCUGUCGUCUGCGUUUCUCUAUCCUUAAUUUGCUUGCUCUUGACCUUCAUCACCUACUGUGUAUUCCCAACCCUCCGAUCGUUACCCGGUAAAAAUAACAUGUUCCUCGUCGGGUGCCUCUUUCUAGCUCAGCUGCUUUUCCAAUUCGGCAUAGAUAGGACUGAGAAUAACAUUGUGUGUACAAUUAUUGGUGUCUUCAUCCAUUUCAUGUGGCUUUGUGUAAUGUUCUGGAUGAACGUCUGUUCAUUUCAUAUGUUACGUGUGUUCGCCGUGCAGAACAUUAUUCCCCAGAGUAGAACAAGACAUACUAAGGCAUUGCUCAGAUACUCUUUGUAUGCCUUCGGAAGUGCUGCUCUAGUGGUAGCAGUAACAGUAACGGUCAGUUCAGUGUUAUCAGGUGGAACCGACGUGGGUUAUGGAGGUAUUGUGUGUUACCUCACGUCAAACAAACUUGUAGGUUUUUCCUUCGUGUUGCCACUCAGUGUCAUUGUAAUGAUGAACCUCACAUUCUUCGUUGUAACAAUUCGUGCAAUAUCUAAAAUAGAAAAUAUCAAGAAACAUCAUGGCAUGAAGGAGCGCCAUAAUGUGUAUGUUUAUAUCAAACUAUCCUCUCUCACGGGGAUGUUCUGGAUUGUGGCGAUCCUAGCUGAAGUGUUUCAGCAAGACGUUCUUAUAUAUAUCUCUAUCAUCCUGAACGGUUCUCUUGGAGUUCUUCUCUUCAUAUGCUACAUUGCCAACAGAAGGGUCUACGAUCUUUGGAAGGGAAUCUUUAACAAACUGAGACCAAAACGUCCGUUGGAGGACAGUCGGAAUGCGACUGUGAGCACCAGUAUUUGAGCAAGAUUGAAUGUUAUUGAACAUUCGCCAUUGUGUGAUAGUCCUAGAAGAAGCAAAAUGUCCUCGAGUCAUUAUUUACUUUAUUUAAUGAUGAUUUAUGAGCAGUAUAACACUGAUAAAGCUAAGGAAAUCUGUGAUAUUACGUGGUUGAUGGAGUUCGACACUCGAUAGUUGGAAAAGCUGCGACACGGUGGCUUCAAGGGAAAUACAAUCGGAAGACAGACGCCUUCAUAUUUGUGUAAUGCUUUAGUAUAUUUGAUCUUCCUAAUAAACACAUUAUCGCUGAAUUUGUCUUUUUGGCGAUACUUUCAUCUC
This is a messenger RNA of Haliotis rubra (blacklip abalone), 1233 nucleotides long. RefSeq names its product putative adhesion G protein-coupled receptor E4P. The transcript has a single exon. Bases 1 to 918 code for a protein of 305 amino acids. NCBI's taxonomy places the organism in Eukaryota, Metazoa, Mollusca, Gastropoda, Lepetellida, Haliotidae. The record is from RefSeq and is a predicted model, not a curated record. Gene Ontology annotation, molecular function: G protein-coupled receptor activity. Gene Ontology annotation, cellular component: membrane. Gene Ontology annotation, biological process: G protein-coupled receptor signaling pathway; cell surface receptor signaling pathway.